AUGUCUUCCAGCAGCGUGGCUCAUACUAGUAGCGCGCUACGUCGGCACCCUGCGAGUCUUUUGCCACGCAUCGUGCACAACCCCUCCCUUACUGACUUGAUCCGUUACCCUGUCUCUCGUGAUAUGGUUGCCUAUAUUGCGAAGCAAGCCACGGAUGUGAUCCAGUGCUCGACCGAAAAUAAGAAUGAUGGUAGUGCACCUAAGAUUCAGGGCCUCCCGAACUUGGAAACUUUUAUCAUGAUGCUGGUCGAAAAGAGCAACGUACAGGUGCCGACUCUGCUUAGCACGCUGGUUUACCUCGAUCGCUUGAAGCAUCGUCUUCCUCGCGUCGCGAAGGGUAUGCCCUGUACACGUCAUCGUGUGUUUUUAGCCACACUUAUUGUGGCUGCGAAGAAUUUGAAUGACUCUUCUCCCAAAAACAAGCAUUGGACACGAUACUGCGUUUUCUUCUCGCAAGCUGAAGUGAAUUUGAUGGAAAAGCAACUGCUUUAUCUGCUUGACUAUGAUCUACGCAUCGAAGAAGAUGAAAUUAUGUACCAUUUCAGUCCUUUCUUCCGCCGCUUCGAAUCUCGUGCUGACGCAGGUCGUCGUGAGAUGUUCCUGCGUGGCUGUGAGGCGGGACGCGAGUGCGAACGUUACGCUCGCGCGUCGGAACGCCGUAUUGCGCUUCGAAACCUUCCCCCCUCCCAGGUGCCCUGCUGGAACAGUCAACCUAGAAGCGCACCCAGUACCCCUAAGCGAGUGGUUCCCCCCAAGCCUGACAUUAAACGGCAGGCUGUCCCUAUGCUCACACCCACUGCCACUCUCAAGUCGCUUUCGAAGCACGUGCGCAACUCUGAAACAACCCGCUCGAACUCUUCUAUAUCUGAAGCCGAGCUUACGGAUGAUAACGGUUCUGCAACUUCUUCGCCUGAUGAGGCUAAGGAAUAUGAAGAUGACAGGAGCAUGUCUUCUAUCCGACUUGUUGAAAGCACCAGGAUAAAUCCGGGUCUGCCUCGAUCCGGAUCUGCUGCCAUGGUCUCUACAAUCGAGCAACAAGUGUCACCUAGUCGUUCGUGCUACACGCCUACAUCGUAUGUGCACGCUGGAGACAAGUCUCAGAGCUUUAAUGAAUCGCGAACGCUUGAAAGCACCCCGGUUCGCAAUGCGAAGUCCGUCAGAGACGGCAUGCAGCGCUACUUGGGCAACGUGAUCCCUGGUGGAUUGCGUCGUAAUAACUCCCGAAUGACUCUUCGCGCACAGAACUACACACAAUAA
Molecule: messenger RNA, 1257 nt
Organism: Malassezia sympodialis ATCC 42132
Lineage: Eukaryota; Fungi; Basidiomycota; Malasseziomycetes; Malasseziales; Malasseziaceae
Product: cyclin family protein
Biological process (GO): regulation of cyclin-dependent protein serine/threonine kinase activity
Cellular component (GO): cyclin-dependent protein kinase holoenzyme complex; nucleus
Molecular function (GO): cyclin-dependent protein serine/threonine kinase regulator activity; protein kinase binding
Source: RefSeq, a predicted model, not a curated record